Nerophis ophidion (straightnose pipefish) is the source of this 1014-nucleotide messenger RNA. RefSeq lists its product as uncharacterized. The coding region runs from base 131 to 862 and encodes 243 amino acids. Lineage: Eukaryota; Metazoa; Chordata; Actinopteri; Syngnathiformes; Syngnathidae. The transcript has 5 exons. Gene Ontology annotation, molecular function: peroxiredoxin activity. The record is from RefSeq and is a predicted model, not a curated record.
UCGUGCUACGUCUCCACAGGCGGUACCCACAACACGACACGGUGAUUGGAUAAUGACAAUAAAAACUUCAUGUUCUGAGUGAUUUAAAACAAAUAGCUAACUUCCUCAUUCUGAUACAAAAUCAAUUCUAAUGGCGAGCGUCUAUGUUCGGAGGUUGUUUUUGGCGUCCAGUCACCUUACGUCCCCGCGUUGGGGUCGCCUGCUCCCGGCCGAGGGGACGGCCAGGGUCCGACCUUUCUCCAGUGAGCCCCCGGAGACCAUCAGCCGCUAUCCGGUGCCUUACAAGAAAGAACUGCCUUAUGACAUAGUGGAGCUAAUGGAGGAAGUGGAGUCCAAGGGAGGUUUCCUACCCAAUGUCUUCAAAGUCCUGUCUCAUAGACCUGCUGAGUUUAGAGCCUUCUUCUCCUACUACAAUGAACUCAUGAACAAGGAGACAGGCAGAUUAACGAAGGCCGAUCGCGAGCUGAUUGUGGUGGCGACCAGCGUGCACAACAAGUGUCUUUACUGCGUGGUUUCCCACAGUGCAUUGCACCGCAUCUACUCCAAGAACCCCACACUUUCAGACCAGGUGGCCAUCAACUACGAGAACGCGGCCCUGGGACCAAGAGAGCGCGCCAUGCUGGACUUCGCCCUGGCCGUGUGCCGCGCCGACACCAUCACCGAGCAGCACUUUAAGCCCUUGGAGGACGCGGGCUUCGACCAUGAGGACGCCUGGGACAUCGCCGCCAUCGCCGCCUUCUUCGCCAUGUCGAACCGGCUCGCCCACCUCACUGACAUGCGGCCCAACAUGGAGUUUUACAACAUGGGGCGUGUACCGCGAGACAAGAGCGACCACAAGGCGGGCAAAGAUGGCGACAAGUGACAUGACAGUUUGACAUUAAGGAAGUGCUGCCAUUCUCACCAAAAGUCAAAUACUGUUUAAAUUGGGAUUAGAACCUUAUAUGUAUAGUUUAUUCUGCCUAAAAAAGUCUACAUUUAAUAUAAAUUAAUAAUUAAAAAAAGGUUUUACCAAUA